AUGGCGAACCCGUACAAAGCCCAUUGGCUGAGUCAUCCGCGGGUCUUCGUCCUCUUUGGCGGCCGGCUGAGGCGGUGAGAGGAGAGGCGGGCAAAGAGCUUGCUGUUGCGGUGGUUACGCCGAGACACGUGUGCAGUCCCGGAAGCAGCUUGAGGAAGCGGCCCAGCGCGCGCGGCGGGAGGGAGCGCUUCGGGGUCCGCUGGGGUCGGGUCCGGCCGGGCCAUGGAGUCAUCGCCUGCGCGCGCGCCCCAGCCCGGGCCCCGCUGCAUGCUACUCCUUCCGCUGCUGCUGCUGCUGUCGACCCCGGAGCUGAGCCCGAGCCAGGCAGGAGCCGAAGAGACCGACUGGGUUCGACUGCCCAGCAAAUGUGAAGUGUGUAAAUAUGUUGCUGUGGAGCUGAAGUCCGCCUUUGAGGAAACCGGCAAGACCAAGGAGGUGAUUGACACGGGCUAUGGCAUCCUGGACCGGAAGGCCUCUGGAGUCAAAUACACCAAAUCGGACUUACGGUUAAUCGAAGUCACUGAAACCAUCUGCAAGAGGCUCCUGGACUACAGCCUGCACAAGGAGAGGACCGGCAGCAACCGGUUCGCCAAGGGCAUGUCAGAGACCUUUGAGACGCUCCACAACCUGGUGCACAAAGGAGUCAAGGUGGUGAUGGACAUCCCCUACGAGCUGUGGAAUGAGACCUCGGCAGAGGUGGCUGACCUCAAGAAGCAGUGUGACGUGCUGGUGGAGGAGUUUGAGGAGGUGAUCGAGGACUGGUACAGGAACCACCAGGAGGAGGACCUGACGGAGUUCCUGUGUGCCAACCAUGUUCUCAAGGGAAAGGACACCAGUUGCCUGGCAGAGCAGUGGUCGGGCAAGAAGGGGGACACGGCCGCCCUGGGAGGGAAGAAGUCCAAGAAGAAGGGCAGCAAGGCCAAGGCCUUGGGCAGCAGGAGCGGCAGCAGCAAACAGAGGAAGGAGCUGAGUGGCCUCGAGGGAGACCCUGGCCCUGAGGAGGAGGGCAUCCAGAAGGCAUCCCCACUCACACAUAGCCCCCCCGAUGAGCUUUGAGCCUAACCCAGUGUCCCCUGUACUGAGGGUAUAGCAAGAGACCCCUGACCUGGAAGCUAAAGAGGCUGGGCAGGCUCUGACAGGCAAAGGCAGCUUCUCCAGCCCCAGGUUCCUCCCUGCCUCGGCUGUGCCCUCUUCCCACCAAGGAAGGCACAGCCCCAGGAAGAACUCAGAACAAUAGUGGUCAGCCUGGGCUGGCCUUUUCCCUCCACUAAGCAUCUCUCCUGACAUGGACUUGAGCAGGCCAUGCAGUUUCAGGACUGCUGAGGACUCCAGUGUGAGUGGGGGGUGGGGGUUGGAGGUGGGCACCAGGACUGGAGUCCAAAGGAGGCACGCCCAGCCUCCACUCCCCAUGCCUCACCCCACAGGGAAGCAAGACUGCAGCACCCACAGCUCUUCUUCCCUGCCAAACCCCUCCUGUAGACACCUUAUGCUCUUCUGGCCCUUCUCCCCGGACCUCACAGUGUGGUAUGCAGAGUAAAAACCUCUUGGCAAGUUAAAUGAAAUUGAGAAUAGAAAAACAAUUGAAAGAGUUAAGAAGACCAAAAGCUGGUUAUUUGAAAAGAUCAACAUAAUUGAUAAACCAUUGGUCAAACUGACAAAAGAAAAACAGGAGA
Messenger RNA from Trichechus manatus latirostris (Florida manatee), 1673 nucleotides. It is a transcript of the gene CNPY3, whose product is annotated as canopy FGF signaling regulator 3. NCBI's taxonomy places the organism in Eukaryota, Metazoa, Chordata, Mammalia, Sirenia, Trichechidae. The record is from RefSeq and is a predicted model, not a curated record.